Messenger RNA from Elephantulus edwardii (Cape elephant shrew), 722 nucleotides. RefSeq names its product transmembrane protein 98 (gene TMEM98). The coding region runs from base 42 to 722 and encodes 226 amino acids. Gene Ontology annotation, cellular component: endoplasmic reticulum. Lineage: Eukaryota; Metazoa; Chordata; Mammalia; Macroscelidea; Macroscelididae. The transcript is spliced from 6 exons. The record is from RefSeq and is a predicted model, not a curated record.
CCCUGGAGAUGUGACUCGGGCUGAGCCCCCUCCAAAGAAGCAUGGAGACGGUAGUGAUCGUUGCCAUCGGUGUGCUGGCCACCAUCUUUCUAGCCUCAUUCGCAGCCUUGGUAGUGGUUUGCAGGCAGCGCUACUGCCGACCCCGAGACUUGCUGCAGCGCUAUGACACCAAGCCUAUUGUGGACCUCAUUGGUGCCAUGGAAACCCAGUCUGAACCCUCUGAGUUGGAACUGGAUGAUGUUGUUAUCACCAACCCUCACAUUGAGGCCAUUCUGGAGAAUGAAGAUUGGAUUGAAGAUGCCUCGGGUCUCCUGUCCCACUGCAUUGCCAUCUUGAAGAUUUGUCACACACUGACAGAAAAACUUGUUGCCAUGACAAUGGGCUCUGGAACCAAGAUGAAGACUUCAGCCAGUGUCAGCGACAUUGUUGUGGUCGCCAAGCGGAUCAGCCCUAGAGUGGAUGAUGUUGUGAAAUCUAUGUACCCUCCGCUGGACCCGAAACUCCUGGACGCAAGGACAACUGCCCUGCUCCUGUCUGUCAGUCACCUGGUGCUGGUGACCAGGAAUGCCUGCCACCUGACCGGGGGCCUGGAUUGGAUUGAUCAGUCACUGACUGCCGCUGAGGAACACCUGGAAGUCCUCCGAGAAGCAGCCCUGGCCUCUGAGCCUGAUAAAGGGCUUCCAGUCCCUGAAGGUUUUUUGCAGGAGCAGUCAGCCAUUUAG